Messenger RNA from Meloidogyne enterolobii, 381 nucleotides. The record is from the annotation of a GenBank genome assembly. NCBI's taxonomy places the organism in Eukaryota, Metazoa, Nematoda, Chromadorea, Rhabditida, Meloidogynidae.
AUGUAUGAUUGUUGUCCAAAUCCUUACCCAGAUAUUUGCUACUAUUUUUCAAUUAAACGAAAUCCUUCCUACUAUUUAUUUACUUUAAUAAUGCCUUCAGCUUUAAUUACAACAAUUACGGUUGUUGGAUUUUUUACAACACAUUCUAGUACUGGAGAAAAUACUGAAAAGGUUAGCCUUGGAGUAACAUCACUGCUUUCACUUGCUCUAAUCCUUAUGAUGGUUUCUGACAAAUUACCAGCAACAUCAGAUACUGUCCCUGUACUUGGUCAGUAUUAUAUUGGGCUAAUAUGUAUUCAAUUUACUGCUACAUACAUUACUACAUGGACACUUGUAAAAAAUAUUUUAAAAAAUAGGGGAAAAAAUUUAAUUUCAAUCUAG